AUGAUCGAGAGCUGCCACCUUACGGCCUUUCCAGAUUUCUCUCCUUGGCGUUUUCUUCUAGCUCUCACCUUUGCGUCUCGCAGCUCCUGCUGCCUUCGCCCGCAACGCUGUGUGGGCGGCGCUAUCCUCCCACGCACUUGUUUUGCACGACGAAAUACUUCCUUGUUCUCGCGCUUCUUCUCUUUCCUCGUCUUCUUUCUUAGUGCAGUUCUCAUCUGCGGCACCCCUGUUCCUUCUUCUGCUCGUCCCUCUCCUCUUCUUCCCCUUCUCGCUUUCCUCGCGCACUCCUCGAUUCACCACCCCUCCUCUUCGCCCUCGCUCCUCUUGUCGCUCUCCCUCUCUCUCCAACGCUCUCCGCUCUCGUCUUCCGCUUCUCCGCCGCGUCCUUCCCCUCUUUCUGCCCGGCCUUUUGUUUCUUCCAGUCGCGCUUCCGCUUCUCGGCCUUCGGCUGCGCAACUGCGUCGGGUGUAUAUACACCGCGCAGGCGCCUCAGGAGUCGCGCCUGUGUCCGUCUCGCGUGCGCGACAGCCCCCGUCUUUUCGUGCAAGCACAAUGGCGUCGGCCUUGUCGACACGCCUCAGCUUCUUAGGCAGGCCUUUCUCAGGAGCAGCUUCGCCGCUGCGAGGAGAGACCGCUAGCCUGGAGAUGGAGCAUGCAUCCCUCUGUCGUCCUUCGAAGACUCUCUUGCCUCGUCUCCAAAUCGCCGCUGGUUCCAGCCUCCGGCGAGGCGGAGACUUCCUUGCGCAACGCCCACUUUCGCCGUUCCUUCCUGUGAGCGAAACGCGUGCGAGAGGCGCCUUCCUGUCGAAAAGAUUUUUCUCGUCCUCCCUUCUCUCGCCAGCUCUCGCCACGCGCUCCCAUAACAGCCUCACCCCUGCCCCUCCCACCUUUUUCUCUCGCCGCUGUCUCUCUUCUUCUCUCUCUCCCCUUUCUUCUCUCUCUUCCCUCUCUUCUCUCUCUUCGCUCUCUCCCCUUUCUCCGCUUUGCUCAGGGGCGUCUCGGUCCAGUCGUCGCGCCGCAUCGGCUCGGUUCUCCUCCUCUGCGUCCUUCCCCGUCCAAAGCCAUCUCGAGGGCGACGUGCUCCCUGAGCCUCCUGCGGGUGUAUAUACACCUGAGGGCCUCGGCGACGAGGGCGGUUUCGCGCGCGGGCCAGGAGUGUCUGACGCGUUCUUCGCGCCGGCCGGCGAUCUGGCCUCGCCGGCGUCCAUGAGUUUCCUCUUCAACAGCGUGGUGAAAGUCUACAGCGACUUCACAGAUCCAAACUACUCACUUCCCUGGCAGAUGCAGAGGCAAGGCACGAGCACGGGAAGCGGUUUUGUCCUCAGAGAUCGCCUCAUCAUGACCAACGCCCACUGCGUGUCCUGGAACAACCGGCUGCAAGUCAGAAAACACGGGUCCCCAAACAAGUUUGUGGCGAGGAUCGUGGCGGUGGGGCACGAAUGCGACUUGGCGCUCAUCACCGUCGACGACGAGGCGUUCUGGCAAGGCGACUUGGCCCAACUGGAAUUCGGCGAUGUGCCUGCGCUCCAAGACGCAGUGGUUGUCUUGGGCUAUCCGCGGGGAGGAGACAAUCUGUGCAUCACCUCCGGCGUUGUGAGCCGCGUGGACGUGAACCCCUACGCGCACUCAAACACCUGUCUCCUGUGCGUGCAGAUUGACGCCGCCAUCAAUCCGGGAAACAGUGGUGGCCCAGCUCUGAAAGACGGACGCGUCGUCGGCGUGGCCUUCCAAGGCUUCGACAACGCCCAGAACAUUGGAUACAUCGUCCCCACCACUGUCAUUCGACACUUCCUCGACGACGUGAAAAGACACAACGGUGUCUACACCGGGUUUCCGUCUGCGGGAAUUGUGUUCCAACACCUCGAGAACAAAAGCAUGCAAACCUUUCUAGGCAUUGACAAAAUCAAACCGGAACAGCUGCCACCAGGAGUCGAACCUUCCGGAAUUUUAGUGACGAUGGCUGACGAGCUCCGCGCGGGCCAAUUCGUGCGCCGCAUGGAAGGCUCAGAGUCUGAAAAGCAAACGCCGGAGAAUGCGGGACAGAAAAUGGACGAGAAGAAGGAAGAGAAGAACGCGAAGGAAAAGGAGGACGAAGACGUUCGCAUGAAAGACGGCACGCGAGUUGGGUUGAAGAAAAACGACGUCAUUCUUGCGAUUGAUGGAGUCGACGUAGCCAACGAUGGGACUGUCUUCUUCCGAGAGAUGGAACGGGUCAACGUCUCCCACACAAUUUCUUCCAAAUUCAUCGGCGACACUCUCCGAGCGACUGUCCUGAGAAAGAAGGAGGUUGUCGAUGUCGUUAUUCCUCUCAUCGAGGAGAACGCGCUGGUGCCGAAGCAUCAGUGGGACCAGAAAGCGCGCUAUCUGAUCUACGGCGGCCUCGUCUUCUGUCCCCUCACCCUCGAGUAUUUGAAAGACGAGUUUGGAGCAAAAUUCAGCGAACGAGCUCCUGCGUCGCUCCUCCAACCCCUCGCCGACAUCUUUGCGACGGAAGAAGGCGAAGAGCCUGUCAUCCUCAGCCACAUUCUCGCGUCAGACCUGACCAGCGGAUACACCUUCCGCAAUUGCCUCCUCACCCACGUGGACGGUCAGAAAGUUCUCAACAUGAAACAUCUCGCAAAACUCCUCGGCAUGCCUCUGCCCUCUUCUUCUUCGGCUCCUUCUUCUCCCUCCACUUCUUCUCUUUCUACUUCCGGUGUGUCUGAGAAGAAAGAAGAGGAGAAAAGCGAGAACGACUUUGUGAUUUUCCUCUUGGAGAACAAGGUCCAGUUGGUCUUGGAGCGAUCGAAAGCCGAGGCGAUGCAGCCGUUCAUUCUCAAGCAGCACGCGAUUCAUUCGCCGACGAGCGAGGUUCUGUAG
Neospora caninum is the source of this 2859-nucleotide messenger RNA. Its product is annotated as peptidase S1, chymotrypsin:PDZ/DHR/GLGF domain (Precursor), related. The coding region runs from base 1 to 2859 and encodes 952 amino acids. Gene Ontology annotation, biological process: proteolysis. NCBI's taxonomy places the organism in Eukaryota, Apicomplexa, Conoidasida, Eucoccidiorida, Sarcocystidae. The record is from RefSeq and is a predicted model, not a curated record. Gene Ontology annotation, molecular function: protein binding; serine-type endopeptidase activity. The transcript has 9 exons.